This is a messenger RNA of Lasiosphaeria miniovina, 803 nucleotides long. RefSeq lists its product as uncharacterized. The record is from RefSeq and is a predicted model, not a curated record. The transcript is spliced from 3 exons. Bases 262 to 597 code for a protein of 111 amino acids. Lineage: Eukaryota; Fungi; Ascomycota; Sordariomycetes; Sordariales; Lasiosphaeriaceae.
GUGAACAAUUUGCCAUCCAUGAAGGUUCGCUCGGAGGUCAGCGGCGCAGAUAUCGGUAGCAUUAUCCGAACCUAAGCCCGACCAUUAUCACUCCCUACAUCUUAAACCCUUGUCAGGUUACCCUGACUCACCUACUUCACAUCGUGACGCCACAGCACCUCCCUCGAGAUCCCACAACUUCAAACGGAAGACCAACACACGCCUUGGAUACUGCCACAGCCACAUGAUAGCAUCCGCAAAUAUGAGCGACGACAUAGCAGGAUGCCUUUAAUGGACGAUAUUGCGCUGUUGUGUAAUUGGCGGCUCCCCAUGCGCAUAGCCGCCCAAUUCUUGGCCUUUGUUGCCUUCAUUGUUGCCCUCCGGAUUGUGCUUUCGGCUUCCUUUCGGACCCUCUGGAGCCGCGAGACGAUGGUUGUGGACACGUUUGCAGCCAGAAUCCUAUUGGUCAUCUGGCUGUACCUCGUUCUGUCGAAGUGCCGCCUGGCUAGGGACCACAGAUACGUGGAGGACGAGGGUCAAUGCUCGGGCGUCGACAUGAAGGAUCUCGACGAGAAGGUGGACGACGCGGAAGAUCUGUUAGGAGACAGGCAGGGCUAGGUCGGACUGCAGCCAGGACAUAAAGGCUCCAGAAGCGACUUGGCCGGAAAUUCGAGCAGUCCCUCAAGCAGCUGGACUGGUUGUGGGAGUAAAGGCAUAACAGAGCUCUAAAGAAAUGAUUCCCUCCGCAAAGUCAGACUCGGGGACAGAUCUAAUAUAUAUCCUUCCUAGAAAUCCCAGUGGCGCUAUUGAGCAGGGUGGGCGAC